Molecule: messenger RNA, 1740 nt
Organism: Aspergillus clavatus NRRL 1
Lineage: Eukaryota; Fungi; Ascomycota; Eurotiomycetes; Eurotiales; Aspergillaceae
Product: putative MFS transporter
Exons: 11
Coding region: 1-1740 (579 amino acids)
Biological process (GO): transmembrane transport
Cellular component (GO): membrane
Molecular function (GO): transmembrane transporter activity
Source: RefSeq, a predicted model, not a curated record
AUGUCCGUUGUCGUUGCUCGCCCUGUGAAGAAAGAGGUUAUCUCGGACAUCGAGCCUAUCUCGCCUUUGGACUCUGAUUUUGAAAAGACCCCCAUUGCUAUCACGCGAGUGCUAUCAUGUACACAGAAGUCAGACUUAGGUGACCAACGCAAAGACCGUCGGUCCUGGUUCCGGUGGUCAAAGGGCCAGGACCUGAAUGCCAUCGCUACUCAGCCGUCUGUAUAUGACGACCCGGAACUGGCAGAGGAAUAUAGGCCACGAACAGAUUGGGAGAAUAUCCACCGAUUCGAUCCUUCAGCGAGAUGGACAUGGGGCGAAGAGAAGAAAGUUGUCAGGAAGAUCGACCUUCGUAUCACCGUGUGGGCCUGCAUAAUGUUGAUGGCUCUGGAGCUUGACCGGUCUAAUAUCCAGCAAGCCAAUGCGGAUAACUUCUUGCGCGACUUGAAUCUAUCCCGAGACGAUUAUAAUCUAGGAAAUACGAUUCAUAAGUUAUGCUAUCUACUCGCCGAACUGCCUGCACAGGUCAUUGCGAAAUGGGUCGGUGCCGACAGAUGGGUCCCCAUUCAGAUGACAUCGUGGUCGACCAUUGCUCUAUGCCAAUUCUGGCUCUCCGGCAGGACGUCGUUCUUGUGCACCCGAGCCCUUCUGGGGCUGCUCUCGGGAGGAUUCACGCCAACGAUGAUCCUCUAUCUAUCAUACUUCUUCAAGCACCAUGAGCUUUCCAUCCGACUUGGAUUUUGGUACACAGCGUCUUCUGUUGCUGAUAUUUUCGCCGGGCUCUUGGCCUAUGGCAUUCUGCAUCUCCGAGGAGUCGGCGGCCUUGCUGGUUGGCGUUGGCUCUUUCUGAUUGAGGGCUUGCUCACUCUGACGCUUGGCUUACUCGCAUUUGCCCUGAUGCCCGCAUCUCCAACACAGACGGCGAACUGGGCGCGAGGCAAAGACGGAUGGUUCACAGAGAGAGAGGAGGUCAUCAUGGUCAAUCGGAUCAUUCGAGAGGAUCCGAGCAAGGGCACCAUGCAUAAUCGCCAGCCAUUAACUCUCAAACUCAUCUGGAGCAGUGUCACGGACUUCGAUCUGUGGCCACUGUAUAUCAUUGGUCUGUUAUUUGUUAUACCCAACUCAACAAUAUCUCAGUACUUCACUCUCCUCAUGAAAGACUUUGGAUUUAGCACUUUCAAAGUCAUCCUUUUGUCCAUCCCAUACAAUGCCCUGGGCGCCGUAACACGACUUUUCAUCACAUUCGGAGCCGAGGCUUUCGGGUCCCUUGCAUACAUGGGCAUUCUAGCCCAAGUUUGGAUGCUACCAAUGCUCCUGUACAUGAAUGUAGUCAAUUUUAGUCAGAUCAACAAGUGGGCUGCAUGGACAGUCCUCACAUUGCUACUCGCUUUCCCAAACCCGCAUGCAAUGCACGCUGGAUGGAACUCCCGCAAUUCAAACAGCGUACGAACGCGAGCAGUCGCAGCAGCACUGUACAACAUGUGCAUGCAGAUGUCUUCAAUCAUCGCUUCAAACGUGUACCAUGGCUGGGAUGCACCGCGCUAUGUCGUCGGAAACAGAACGCUACUGAUCAUCGUUUGCACGAACAUCCUCCUGUAUGGAUUGACGAAGGUAUACUAUGUGCUGCGGAACCGCCGGCGAGACAGGCAAUGGAUGGCCAUGACGGAGGACCAAAGAGUCGACUAUGUUGCGACCACCAAAGUCGAGGGAAACAAGAGGCUGGACUUCAGAUUUGCACAUUAA